This is a messenger RNA of Aspergillus sclerotioniger CBS 115572, 3401 nucleotides long. RefSeq names its product putative transmembrane glycoprotein. Gene Ontology annotation, molecular function: calcium ion binding. Bases 293 to 3112 code for a protein of 939 amino acids. Gene Ontology annotation, cellular component: membrane. Lineage: Eukaryota; Fungi; Ascomycota; Eurotiomycetes; Eurotiales; Aspergillaceae. The transcript has a single exon. The record is from RefSeq and is a predicted model, not a curated record.
UCCCAUACUUUAGUGACGUCAAACAUAUCCAGGUAUGGCUCUGUUGAAGGGGCCACACGCUUCGCGCCUCUCCUGUGCCCAAUUGGCCCUUGGGCGCGGAUGCCCUUGGGAAAGUCCUUGCCCUAAGGGCAGGAUGAUUCCAAUGAUUUUGCUCCCCCAGCUGUCAUUCCUCUCUUCGCUGCCUCUCUCUCACACAACUUAGCAGAGUAUAUCGGGCUGUGCUCGGAUGAUAUCUCUGAAAGUUCUAUAGGAACGUGUUUCCAGCGCGUUGUUUGAAUAUUUGCCAGGAGAUAUGGCGCUCUUUGCGUUGGUUCUCCUCAGCAUCCUGGUGACAGUUGAUGCAGUUCUUCAAACCAGCUACCCCGUUAAUGCACAGCUUCCUCCCGUGGCCCGGGUUUCGCAGCCAUUCGAGUUCGUCUUCUCCCAAGGCACGUUCGCCGGCAGCAACGCCAAUACACAAUACUCGCUUUCCAACGCGCCAUCAUGGCUCAAACUAGACAGCCAAAGCCGUACAUUGUCUGGAACACCUCAAAAAGACGAUCAAGGAUCACCGACAUUCGAUCUCGUGGCAUCAGAUAAUGCAGGGUCAGUGAACAUGGGGGUCACUUUGAUAGUAACGACCGACGACGGACCGAAACCAGGAAAGCCAUUACUUCCACAGCUCGAAGAGAUGGGGCCCACGUCGGCUCCGGACACCAUCAUCAUACAUACCGGCGAAUCGUUCUCGUUAUCCUUCGACCCUGACACAUUCACCAACACACGCCCCUCAACCGCCUAUUACGGGACAUCUCCAGACAACGCCCCACUGCCAUCAUGGGUUGUAUUCGAUUCAGCCUCACUCAGCUUUUCAGGUUCGACGCCGAACAGUGGUCCUCAAACAUUCAGCUUCAAUAUCGUUGCUUCGGACGUGACUGGGUUCAGUGCAGCCACGAUGACCUUUGAAAUGGCAAUCAGUCCACACAUCUUGGCGUUCAAUCGGAGCACUCAGACAUUCUUCGUCUCCAGGGGACAGCAGUUCACCAGCCCGCAAUUCGCAAGCAAUUUAACCUUGGAUGGACAUGAUGUAACGAAGGAUGACUUGGUUAAUAUCCAGGUGGAUUCGCCGGAUUGGUUGUCGCUGGACAAUGAAACCAUUUCUCUGAUUGGCACCCCCCCUGCAAAUGCAACCGACAACAAUGUCACUGUUAGCGUGACAGAUGAAUUCCAAGACGUGGCGACACUUAUUAUCAGCUUACAGUUUACUCAGUUUUUCCAUGACGACACGGAUGAAGCCGAUGCCAUUAUUGGGGGUUUCUUUGUGUUUGUCUUUGACAGCUCGGUCUUGACCAAUGAUUCUGUCCAGGUAGAUGUGGAUUUAGGGCAAGACGUCCCUUGGCUUCAUUACAAUCGUGACAACAAGACUCUCUACGGACAGGUUCCCUCCGAUAUCAGCCCGGAAAGUUAUCAUAUCAACCUGACAGCCCGGGAGGGUACCGCAGAGGACACUCGCCAGUUCACCAUCAAGACAGUGGCAGGAGGGACCACAGACGGGCACAACACGACCAGCUCUACAGAACCUAGUCAACAGGAUACAAUUCGUGGAGGCCAGGCCGGGAUCAUUGCUAUCGCCGUCGUCGUUCCCUUUGUUUUUAUAAGCACCGUCCUACUUCUGUUCUGCUGCUGGCGUCACAAACGUAAGGCGGCCGCAGCAAGCCCCGAGGACGGGCAGCCACCCGAGAAAACACCACCACCACGGCCAGAGCGCUGUGAUGUCUCACUUAGUCAACCUUUCGAAGAGACCACUCAUGGCGAGCCCCCGAAGAUACUCAGAAUCCCUUCACCAUCAUCCGAACCUCCAAAGUUGGAGCUACCUUUAUGGAAUGAAAGCCCUCUAAACGAUAGUGAACAGGUUCCCGAAGCAGCUGACAAGGAAAAUACCUUCUCAGAUUCCACAUUUGACUGGGGGUUCGCUCCCCUGAAAGAGUCUGCGCCAGAAGAGAACAAACCAGUAGAAGAUACGCCCGCACAGCCGAAGCGCUUAUCGUUCCAGAACAGUCCUCCCUUACACAGACGAACCACCACUAAUUCCCGGAGACGAGAGCCACUUCGGCAGAUCCAGCCCAGGAGAUCCCUAAAGCGGAAUUCGACGGCGUCUCGAUCACGGAGGUAUUCCAAGCGGUCGAGCGGCAUUUCGACGGUUGCUUCCGGGCUCCCAAUCCGGCUCAGUGGUGCUGGCCAUGGAGCCGGUGGAUUUGGGCCUCCGGGGCACGGGGUGGUCCGUCUCUCCUGGCAAAAUACGCAGGCUUCGUUCCAGAGCGACGAGAGCGACGUGGGAAACCUCGCGCCGCUGUUUCCUCGACCGCCACCUCGGACUAGGGAGAGCGGGGACUUUUCAAGGCGACUGAGCCUUCGCACAGUAGAGCCUGACGCUCUGACAAUCUCGGAGACCGACUCGUUGGAGGCAUUUGUCCACAGCCGCGCGAAGAGCCGGAACUCUUCGAACCCGCUGUUCGCCGGUCAAUUCGGUCGCCGUGCAUCGGCAGGCCGGGCUCUAGAACGCGCCCGCAGCAUAGUGAGUCGGACAGAGACGUUGGCCAGUUCCAAUUAUGUCGACGAAUCUCGGCUCUCGACCCAGGAGCGUCCGUGGUCAACAGCCAUGUCUGCAUCCAUAUACACGGACGACAAUCGCCAGUCGGCUUAUCUGCAUAGCCUGUCAGAAGAAUCCGCCGACAUGCUCCCUCCCCGCCCUGUGAGCAAAUUGCCCAGUCAAUCGAGUUUGGCUCAAAAUUACUCAGACGCGAUCGCACCUCUUCCUCGGUUCUACAGUGAAAUGAGUUUGGAUGGCAAGAAACCGAUGGAAGGACUUGUUUUUGGUAAGGAAAAUGAUCCGCCCACUGAGCGGCAGAUCGGGGAGAGCAGUCGACCUUGGUAUCAGACCGGGUUCUACACGCAGGGCGACAUGGCUGGUGCCGGACAAUCCCUACGGCGAAGCCCCUCUCUUUACUCCCUUCCUCACGACCCCAACUCACGCCGGGUGAGCUCGAACCGAGCGGGAGAGCGCGGCUGGGAUGAGCAACCGGGCAGCCAAAGAGAGCCGAUGGCAAGCUUGAGAAACGAAAUGGGUUUCUUGUAAGUUUGUUUGUUUGUUUUUUUUGGGGGGGAGGGGGAACGAGAUAAUGCUUGGUCUUUCUGUUCAUAUUUGAUUGGGGUUCCUUCGAAAAGUGUUCGGCGAGCGUGAUAUCCAUGGACUCUGACGGGUUCCUCUGAAUUGCUUUCUUUAUUUAUCCAUGGGCCGUUGGACGGUUCCGUGUCUAGUGUCUAGUGUCUAGUGUCUAGUGUCGUGUCCAGUUAAUACCUCCAUUCUAUUGGGCCGAUGUUAUCGGUCUUGCUUACGGCGCUGUCGGUCAAUGCACAACAAUGCA